GUAAAAACAAAUAAAAUGUAUUUGGAACUGUGUGCAAAAAAUGAACAAAAAUAUAUUCACGGCAAUUCACGCGCCUCGCCCCGGGCGCCCCUCCGGCCCCGGGAGCUUACUGCACGGGCGAACGGGAAAUGAUGACGUCACGCGCCAACUUACGGACCCCAUAGCAGCCAAAGGGCUACGGGAAACUCAGGAAGUGCUUAGUCAGUGCACCUUCGACUUUCCGGAGGCAGAGAGUGCAUGGGGCAGGCUCUUUUCUGUGAGGGAGAAUGUGUCCGUAUGCAACCUAAUCAACAACUCGUACACAUUUGGUAGAGGUGAAGCAGACUAUCGUUUCUGCAAAGACAACUUUGGCAGUUCUUUCCUUCCUGCUAUCUCUAAGAAGCACUUCAGGGUGUUCCGAGAAUGGAAGUCAAAAUCAGAAGCCGUGGUGAUACUUGAGGAUCUUUCAUGUAACGGAACCUUUGUCAACAAACAACAAGUUGGCAAAGGAAAUAAGAUAGUUUUGCAAAGCAAUGAUGAGAUUGCUCUAGCACAUGCUAACAAAAAAGUAUUUGUUUUUCACGACUGUUUACAAAAUGAUGCUCAAAGCUAUCCAGAGGAACUAACACAGAUGUACACCAUGACAAAGAAAUUAGGAGAAGGUAACUUUGGUGAAGUCAGACUGGCUUAUAAGCAGGGUUCAUUAGAGAGAUGUGCAGUCAAAAUUCUUAAGAAGAGAGGAAGCCAACUGCUUUUAAAUAACAUACAGCAGAUUAAGAAUGAGAUACAACUUCUACAAUCAGUUGAUCAUCCGUGUAUCAUCAGAUUACAAGAUGUAAUUGAAACGCCAGCAAUGAUGUAUAUUAUCAUGGAGCUGGCAGAAGGUGGAGAACUGUUUGACCGACUAACUACCACUGGCCGUCUACCCGAGGCAACUGCUAAAUUCUACUUUUUUCAACUUGCUCUUGCUGUUCAGUAUCUACACGCCAAAAACAUUACACACAGAGAUAUUAAGCCAGAAAACAUUUUGUUGGCUACAGAUGAGGAAAACACUCGUAUAAAACUGACAGACUUUGGCUUGUCCAAACUUGCUGCUGAUGCAUCACAGAUGACAACUUUCUGUGGGACGCCAACAUACAUUGCCCCAGAACUGUUACAGUUUGGGGGCCUGUCCUACAACAAUAAAGUGGAUUUAUGGAGUUUAGGAGUUGUGUUGUUUGUAAGCUUGGCAGGCUAUCCUCCCUUCUAUAGUGACAAUGAAGGACAGUUGCGCUACAAGAUAAAGAAUGCUGUGUAUAAUUUUUCGCAUAGGCUCUGGAAAGAAAUUUCGGAUGAAGCAAAAGAUCUAAUCACUAGACUCUUGAUUAGUGACCCAUCACAGAGGCUGGACAUUGAACAAACUUUGAAACAUCCCUGGCUGCAGGAUGAUGAAAUGCAAAGAAGAGCUCUAAGAUUUGUUCAGGAAGACCAAAAAUCUCCUAAGAAAAGAAUAUUAGAAGAAACUGAAUGUGAUAAAAUGGCGCUGCCUGAUGCCAAAACCCCACGAAUUCAAAUGGGGAUUGGAGACAGGUAGCCUGAGCUGCUGAUAUUGAAAAAGUCUGGUUUAAAUUGAACAAAAAUGUUGUUCCUAACUUAUUUAAGAUCAUUGAAGAACCAAAGAAUUUUUGCAUUCCUUGAAGAUUACUCUCAAUUUAAAAAUUGAUCUUUUUAAUAACUAAAUAUGGAUAAAAAGUAUGUUUUUUACAAAAGACACAUACUUUACUAAAAUGUCAUUUAAAUGUAUUUUACAAUUUACAUUAUUUAAAUAGCAUAGCAAGCAUUCAUACUGAUAAAGAAAAUGUUAACUCUGAUUAUUCUCUAUUAAAAUACAGUAGAACUGUAUUAUUUUACUUAAUAGGAAAUAUAAUUUGGGUGUACACAUUAUAAUGACAGAUGUGCGUGGAGCAAUUGUCUUGGCACUGCAAUGUGUUGUGCAUGAAGUAGAAACUGCUUGGUCAGUAUUGCAUGUACAGAAAAUUCUUGAAAGCACAUAAAUGUCCUGUAUGCUUGUAAAAUGUGUGAGAGUAGAGAAUAGAUGGUUGAAUCACCAUCUGUAUAGGUGCUACUAGAAUAAUUUUUAUUUUGUUUAAAAGUGAAGACCAAAAUUUACAGUAGAUUCCUAGGUCUGUUAAAAAAACAGGUUUGUUACUUAAGUAACCAAAAUACUGCACUUUGUAAAUGUGUUCAGUACAUGUACUUCAGAUUAUUUGAACUUAAUCUUUUUUUGUGUAGUAAAAGUUUAAUAAACUUUU
Messenger RNA from Procambarus clarkii (red swamp crayfish), 2270 nucleotides. RefSeq names its product myosin light chain kinase A. Gene Ontology annotation, molecular function: protein kinase activity; ATP binding; protein binding. The record is from RefSeq and is a predicted model, not a curated record. Lineage: Eukaryota; Metazoa; Arthropoda; Malacostraca; Decapoda; Cambaridae. Gene Ontology annotation, biological process: protein phosphorylation.